This is a messenger RNA of Drosophila grimshawi, 1216 nucleotides long. RefSeq names its product myogenic-determination protein (gene nau). Gene Ontology annotation, molecular function: DNA-binding transcription factor activity, RNA polymerase II-specific; protein dimerization activity; RNA polymerase II cis-regulatory region sequence-specific DNA binding. The record is from RefSeq and is a predicted model, not a curated record. The transcript is spliced from 5 exons. Gene Ontology annotation, biological process: regulation of transcription by RNA polymerase II; positive regulation of myoblast differentiation; muscle organ development. The coding region runs from base 194 to 1201 and encodes 335 amino acids. Lineage: Eukaryota; Metazoa; Arthropoda; Insecta; Diptera; Drosophilidae.
CAAAUGUGUCGCGUUUGUUGCGGGCGUCGGUUCGUCUCCCCGAUCUCGUUCCCGUUCUCGUUCUGGUUCUCGUUUCCGUUCUCCUUCUCAUGCCCAACUCUCGAUUGAGAUUACGGAGUGGCGUGUAAAGUGCAGUGAAGUGCUUAACUGAUAAGAGUCAGCAAGUUAGUUAGUUAGUUAUUAGCUGCUAGUCAUGACCAAGUACAACAAUACAAAUGCCAUGUUAGCCGGCGCCGGAGCAGUUGCAGCCACAAAUCAUAACAUUAAACAGGAAUAUCUCAGUUAUCCACAGCAGACGCAUCCGGCUGGUUAUCAUCGGUAUCAUGAGAAUAGCUUGCUACAGUCGAAUGUGCAUCACAAUCCGCAGCAGACGCUGCAGCAUUUCUUUAGUCGCUUCAAUGCCGUCGGCGAUGCAAGCAGCGCUGCCUGCAGCUUCAACAAUAGAAGCCACCCGGCCACAGAUGCCGGCAAGCAGCUCUCCAUGACCUCAUCGCCCAUCUACACAACGGACUACGACGAUGAGGACAGCAGUGUCAGCUCCGAGGAGCAUGUGCUUGCCCCACUCGUCUGCGCCUCGGCGCAAUCCUCGCGUCCCUGCCUCACCUGGGCAUGCAAGGCGUGCAAAAAGAAAAAUGUUACCGUUGAUCGACGCAAGGCUGCCACAAUGCGGGAGCGACGACGUCUCCGAAAGGUUAACGAGGCCUUUGAGAUCUUAAAGCGACGCACUUCAUCCAAUCCCAAUCAGCGUCUGCCCAAGGUUGAGAUCUUGCGCAAUGCCAUCGAAUACAUUGAAAGUCUCGAGGAUCUGCUGCAGGAAUCGUCGCCGGCUCGAGAUGGCGACAAUCUGGCGCCCAGUUUGAGCGGCAAGAGUUGUCAGUCUGAUUAUCUGAGCUCGUAUGCCGGAGCGUAUCUGGAGGAUAAACUCAACUUUUACAACAGACACAUGGAGAAAUAUGGACAAUUUACAGAUUUCGAUAGCAGCGCCAGUGCGAAUGUUUCCAGCUUGGAUUGCCUCAAUCUCAUUGUGCAGAGCAUUAACAAGAGCACAACGAGCGCUGUUCAAGCCGCAUCCAGCAAGUCAACAACGACAACCACAGCUCCAUCCCUAUCCUCAUCCUUAUCCUCGUCCAAUACAACGUCAGCAUCUAAGGGCGCGACUUCAUCACUACAUACAAACUUUAAACAAAAGUGUAGCACCUAGCAUUAAGCAUUAAAU